AGAAGGAGAAGAAGAAGAAGAAGAAGAAGAAGAAGAAGAAGAAGAAGAAGAAGAAGAAGAAGCAGAAGAAGAAGAAGCAGAAGAAGAAGAAUACAACAUGGCGUCUGCGGUUGCUAGGCUACCAAAGCGUUCGUCGUUGUGCUUUUGUGCCUCACCUGAGCGAAACUAGACAGUAAAUUACACUUUUUUUUUUUAAACAAAAAAGCUUGUUUUCUACAUUUAUGUGACAGGAAACAGCGCUUUAGGACAACAUUGGAAACCGUCGCGAAAAAUCUUUCGCCUUGCCUACAAGAAGCCCAUUUUUCACUGGUGCUAGGUGGCUAACGUUAGCAUUUGAUCAUGGAGCGAGCCGACCGUCGACUUGUGAAGAACCAACCAUACGACGAGAGCGUGGAAGUGAGCGACUCGGCAGAGGAGGCGAGCGUCCGCGGCCAGGCCGAGCGCGGGAGGAACAGGAUGGGGCGUAGCCACAUGUCCGACCACAGCAGCAGUGACGAGAUGGACAAAGACCUCGAGCCUCCGAGGGGUAAAGGCUCAAUCGGCAGGCAGCCCGGCGUCAGCCCAAACGAGGAAGACGACGAGGACGAGGAAGAAGAGUCGGGGGAAUCGGAGGACGAGGACGAGGACGACGAGACCAGCGAGGCUCCGGAGGGCGCGUACGACCCGGCCGACUACGCCAUCCUGCCCGUCAGCGCAGAGAUCAAAGAGUUAUUCCAGUACAUCGUGCGGUACUCUCCUCAGUCCAUCCAGCUAAAACACAGCCUAAGACCCUUCAUCCCGGACUUCAUUCCGGCCGUGGGCGACAUCGACGCCUUCCUCAAGGUGCCGAGGCCGGACGGCGAAGCGGACGGGCUGGGCCUUCUGGUUCUGGACGAGCCCAGCGUCAAGCAGUCGGACCCUACGCUCCUGUCGCUCUGGUUGUCCGAGGAGACCAAGCAGCACGCCACCGGCGAGCUGAAGGUGACCAGCGUGUCCAGUCCUCAGUCCAACCCCCGCGCCGUGGACAGCUGGGUGGAGAGCAUCGGCGCCCUGCACCGCUCCAAGGCGGCGGCCAGCGUGCAGUACGCGCGCGCCAUGCCCGACAUCGACGCCCUCAUGCAGGAGUGGCCGCCGGAGGUGGAGGAGACUCUGGGCCGCGUGCGCUUGCCCCCCGCCCGCCUCCACUGCAGCUUGUCGCGGUACUGCGACGUCGUGUGCGCCCUGCUGGACGUCCCCGUGUACUGCAGCCGCAUCCAAGCGCUGCACCUGCUCUUCAGCCUCUUCCUGGAGUUCAGAGACUCGCAGCACUUUGCGCGCACUUGAACGCGGCCUUUGCGACCGAGGGAUUUUUCAAGCCUCCUUCUGGAAGACCGCAUUUUCAAGUUUCCACGUACAUGCGGCGACAACCCCGUAACUUCCGCUAACAACCCAGGCUAAACUCGGUUCAUCAGUCGAGAUCCGUCACGUCAGGGGUCGCCAACGUGGAGCCCGCGGGCAACAGGCAGUCCCCAAGGACCAUGUCACCACACCUAUUGUAAAAAUAGCUCACGAGUGACCGGGCAUUGUGAUUUCCAAGGAAUUCUCUCGAAGUGAUCAUUUGAAUAUGUAAAAUAUAUCAAGUGUUGCAUAUUUAUUUUUACGUUUCCUGCCUUGUUAAAUCAUUGGUGAUACUUAUUGUGAGAAAUAAUGAACAUGAUCAGUGUCUUACCAUCGAUGAAUAUCAGUAAUUAUUUAUGAUAACACAAUUAAAGGUCAUUUGUAGGGCUUCAA
This is a messenger RNA of Phyllopteryx taeniolatus (common seadragon), 1749 nucleotides long. It is a transcript of the gene ift46, whose product is annotated as intraflagellar transport 46 homolog (Chlamydomonas). The record is from RefSeq and is a predicted model, not a curated record. Bases 340 to 1302 code for a protein of 320 amino acids. NCBI's taxonomy places the organism in Eukaryota, Metazoa, Chordata, Actinopteri, Syngnathiformes, Syngnathidae. Gene Ontology annotation, biological process: intraciliary transport; cilium assembly. Gene Ontology annotation, cellular component: motile cilium; intraciliary transport particle B; centrosome. The transcript has 6 exons.